UGUUACUUUUUUAGCUAGUUUCAUUUUAUUCGCCGUAAUAAUUAAUUAUAACUAGAAUGUCUGUCUCACCAAUAAAAUUAUUAGUUACCUCGACAUUUUUAUUAAUAUCACCAAUUGAUAAAAUUUCCUGUAAUUUUAUUCACCCGAUAGCCAAGUUCUCGAGUACGAAAUCCGAUUCUGAUGUUUUGACGUUUAUCAAUCGCACUGAGUGGAAAGCUCUGCCAACUACGGAACCACUUGAGAAAUUGGAUGUCAUUCCGACUCCAUAUGUUAUGAUUUACCACACGGGUACUGAAACAUGUUUUAAUCUAGAGGAUUGUGCCAAAAUUGUCCGACGUCUUCAAGCUAGAUACAUCACAACCUAUCCUUGGGAUCGGGACAUAGGUUUCAACUUUGUCAUCAGCGGUGACGGCAGCGUGUACGUCGGACGCGGAUGGGACACCGUUGGCGCUCACACUCUUGGAGCUAACAGGAAGAGCAUCGGGAUCGCUUUAAUUGGAACAUUUUACGACCAAUCACCAUCUGCUAACCAACUUUUCUCCGUUGUAAAUCUCAUUAGAUUUGGCAUCUGUAACAAUCACAUUGCUAAAGAAUUUAAAUACUAUUCUUAUCCUGAAAUGUCCUUACUAUUGAAAGCUAAGAAUAAAUUGCCCGACAUUAAUCAAGUAGUGGAUCCAUGAAUAAAAAUAUUUAUAACCAUUACAAUUUUAUUGUUAAUCAUUUAAGUCAAUGAAGCAAUAAAAAAGUUUUACUAUUCCAAAAUAAAAUCUAAAUAUAAAUUAUUA
Microplitis demolitor is the source of this 785-nucleotide messenger RNA. RefSeq names its product peptidoglycan-recognition protein 2-like. The coding region runs from base 57 to 680 and encodes 207 amino acids. Gene Ontology annotation, molecular function: zinc ion binding; N-acetylmuramoyl-L-alanine amidase activity. NCBI's taxonomy places the organism in Eukaryota, Metazoa, Arthropoda, Insecta, Hymenoptera, Braconidae. The transcript is spliced from 2 exons. The record is from RefSeq and is a predicted model, not a curated record. Gene Ontology annotation, biological process: peptidoglycan catabolic process.